Chrysochloris asiatica (Cape golden mole) is the source of this 621-nucleotide messenger RNA. RefSeq names its product homeobox protein MSX-3-like. Gene Ontology annotation, cellular component: nucleus. The record is from RefSeq and is a predicted model, not a curated record. Bases 1 to 621 code for a protein of 206 amino acids. The transcript is spliced from 2 exons. Lineage: Eukaryota; Metazoa; Chordata; Mammalia; Afrosoricida; Chrysochloridae. Gene Ontology annotation, molecular function: RNA polymerase II transcription regulatory region sequence-specific DNA binding; DNA-binding transcription factor activity, RNA polymerase II-specific. Gene Ontology annotation, biological process: embryonic morphogenesis; regulation of transcription by RNA polymerase II.
AUGGCCCCGGCGUCGCUCGGCAUGAACCCCGCUGGGCUCAGGGCGCGCGGUGGGGGCGGCGCGGGGCCCGGCGCGCUGCCCUUCAGUGUCGAGUCGCUGCUGGAGGCGGAGCGUGGGCCGGGCCCGGAGCCCGCAGAGUCCGCGGGGCCAGAUGAGGAGAGGCCGCCGGGGGCCUGGUUCCCACCGGCCGCCCGCGCGUCCCCGUCACGCUCACGAAGCCCUCCACCCUGCACCCUCCGGAAACACAAGAACAACCGCAAACCACGAACGCCUUUCACCACCGCGCAGCUGUUGGCGCUGGAGCGCAAAUUCCGCCACAAGCAGUACCUGUCCAUCACUGAGCGAGCCGAGUUCUCCAGCAGCCUGCGCCUCACCGAGACACAGGUCAAGAUUUGGUUCCAGAACCGCCGCGCCAAGGCCAAGCGACUGCAGGAGGCCGAACUGGAGAAGUUGAAGCUGGCUGCCAAGCCGCUGCCGUCCACGUUCGCCCUGCCCUUCACCCUGGGCGCCCACCUACAGGGUUCCCCGGCCACGUACGGCGGCGCGGCGGGCGCUCUGCCACCGUUGCCCGGGCUCUUCGCCGCACCGGUCACCACCUACGGCAUGUACUACCUGUCCUAG